This is a messenger RNA of Vicia faba (fava bean), 1302 nucleotides long. Lineage: Eukaryota; Viridiplantae; Streptophyta; Magnoliopsida; Fabales; Fabaceae. The record is from the annotation of a GenBank genome assembly.
AUGUUGAGAUUAUGGUUCAGUUAUCUUCAUUUGAUGGAGCUGUUUAAGCCUAAUAUGAAUGUUGUCGAGGUUAAAGAUAAAUUUACCCUUGAUGAAAAUCUAUCCAAAUUUGGGGAUGAUCUUCCUCCUAUUGUUUUGGUUCAUGGAAUUUUUGGAUUUGGCAAAGGGAGGUUGGGUGGUUUGUCAUACUUUGCUGGAGCAGAGAAGAAAGACGAAAGGGUUCUUGUUCCUGAUUUAGGGUCUUUGACAAGUAUUUAUGAUAGGGCAAGGGAAUUGUUCUAUUAUUUAAAAGGAGGACAAGUUGAUUAUGGUGAAGAACACAGCAAGGAGUGUGGACACUCGCAGUUUGGAAGAAUCUAUGAACAAGGGCAUUAUUCUGAGUGGGAUGAGGAUCACCCUCUUCAUUUUGUGGGACAUUCUGCUGGAGCACAGGUUGUUCGUGUUUUGCAACAAAUGCUUGCUGAUAAGGCAUUCAAGGGAUAUGAACACACUUCAGAAAACUGGGUGAUAAGCAUCACAUCCUUAUCCGGGGCAUUUAAUGGUACUACAAGGACAUACUUUGAUGGCAUUCAGCCGGAAGAUGGGAAAACAUUGAAACCUAUUUGCCUGCUACAGCUUUGCCGAAUUGGGGUGAUACUAUAUGAUUGGUUAGACAUUGCCUGGUUGAAAAACUACUACAAUUUUGGUUUUGAUCACUUCAAGAUGUCAUGGAGAAAGAUUGGUGUAUGGGGUCUUGUUGAUUGCCUUAUGGGGAAUUCAGGUCCAUUUGCAUCCGAGGAUUGGAUCCUUCCCGAUCUUUCAAUUCAAGGGUCUAUAAAAAUCAACUACCGUCUGCAAACAUUCCCAAACACAUACUACUUUAGCUACGCGACCAAGCAGACAAGGAAGAUCAUGGGCAUAACGUCUCCUUCAAGCAUACUCGGAGUUCAUCCUUUGCUUUUCAUAAGAGUAUUGCAAAUGAGCCAGUGGACUCAUCCUUCAGAUGUUUCUCCCCCUUAUAAAGGAUACAGGGACGAGGACUGGCAAGACAAUGAUGGAGCACUAAACACAAUAUCGAUGACUCAUCCUCGAUUCCCGAUAGAACACCCCAACCGUUUUGUGGAAAAGGAUUCAGAUUGCCAACCCAUGCAACCUGGCAUCUGGUACUACAAAUAUGUGGAGGGUGAUCAUGUACUAUUCAUUAUUAAUCGCGAGAGAGCAGGUGUGCAGUUUGAUUUGAUCUAUGACAGUAUUUUCGAACGCUGCAGGAAGCAUGUAUUUCGAAAGAAGCUUCCAACAUUGCCUAAUGAAAUCCAUCACUAG